GAUCGCUGAAACUCCUUGGAAUAGUUUCUGCUGUGAAUUUUGUGUCGGGAGAGUGAAGAAGAUGUCAAGCAUAAUACUUUUCGAGGAUAUUUUUGUUGUUGAUAAGCUUGACCCAGAUGGUAAAAAGUUCGAUAAAGUUACUCGAAUCGAAGCACGGAGCCAGAACUGUGACAUGUUCAUGCACCUAGAUGUGAAUACAGAGGUAUAUCCUAUGCAUGUUGGUGACAAGUUCACGAUGGCUUUAGCUCACACGUUGAAUUUGGAUGGAACACCCGACACUGGCUAUUUCACUCCGGGGAGGAAGACUCUUGUAGAUAAGUACGAGUAUGUCAUGCAUGGGAAGCUAUACAAGAUAUCAGAUGAUGCAUCGGGGAAAGGACUUAAAGCGGAGCUCUAUGUUUCAUAUGGUGGGCUUCUAAUGCUGCUCAGGGGAGAAGCUUCUCAUGUCUCUCACUUCGAACUUGACCAGAGGAUAUUUCUUCUUAUGAGGAAGCUGUGAAAAUUUUAACAUCUGUGAUUUCUCUUAUAAGUUGGCUAAGAUAUGUGAGCAUCUAGAUUGUUGUGCUGUGGUAUAAAGGGUGACUUUUGUCGCUCGAGACUAGCAUAAUGUAAUGUUGAACUUUAUGCAAACUAAUGCUUGAUGCAAUUUGACGGUCCCAGCAGUCUCUUAUAUGUAUUGAGUGAUUGAAAAAAAAAGUUCAUGCAAAUGUGUUGCUACCCAUUUGUGUUUGUAUUUA
Hibiscus syriacus is the source of this 737-nucleotide messenger RNA. Its product is annotated as DNA-directed RNA polymerases II, IV and V subunit 8B-like. Lineage: Eukaryota; Viridiplantae; Streptophyta; Magnoliopsida; Malvales; Malvaceae. The record is from RefSeq and is a predicted model, not a curated record. Gene Ontology annotation, biological process: DNA-templated transcription. Gene Ontology annotation, molecular function: DNA-directed RNA polymerase activity. Bases 62 to 499 code for a protein of 145 amino acids. Gene Ontology annotation, cellular component: RNA polymerase II, core complex; RNA polymerase III complex; RNA polymerase I complex. The transcript has 4 exons.